UUCUCGAAACCCCUGACGUACGAUUGAAGCAUUUCACCCUCAGAGAGACGAAACAUUACCUGUUCUCCCAAAGCAUCACAUCAUCAGCAUGUCCGAAACAAAUCAGGAACGGCGAGACCUUCCUGUUGUUCUAAUUCACCGCCUCCCCAAUUUCAAAUUCUCCUUCAACACUCGCCUCCAAACUCACUUCACUCUCGUCGACCCGCUCCUCCACUGCCCCGAGUCUGACACGAUUCACUCCUUCCUCUCCCGCCACGCUACUUCCAUUCGCGCCCUCAUCUGUGUGGGCCCAUCUCCCAUCACCCCCCAAACUCUUUCCCUUCUCCCUUCCUUGGAAAUUGUUGUGGGCACCAGCGCUGGCAUUGACCACGUUGACCUCCACGAGUGCCGCCGACGUGGCAUCAUUGUCACUAAUGCUGGUGACGCCUUCUCUGAAGACGUUGCUGAUUAUGCUUUUUCUUUGUUGAUUGAUGUUUUGCGGAGGGUUUCAGCUAGUGAUCGCUUUGUUCGUGCCGGGUUGUGGCCUAAAUAUGGGGCAUACCCACUUGGCUCUAAGUUGGGAGGAAAGCGAGUUGGGAUUGUAGGAUUGGGAAGCAUAGGCUCGGAAGUUGCUAAAAGGCUUGUGGCCUUUGGCUGCAGCAUUGCUUACACAUCAAGAAAGAAGAAACCAGCUAUCUCAUACCCAUUUUAUGCAAAUGUCUCUGACCUUGCCACUAAUAGUGAUGUCCUCAUUGUUUGUUGUGCAUUGACAGACAAAACUCGCCAUAUGAUCAAUAAGGAUGUCAUGACGGCAUUGGGAAAGGAAGGGGUGAUAAUAAAUGUUGGACGUGGUUCUCUUAUUGAUGAGCAGGAUCUCGUGCAAUUUUUGGUGCAAGGGGAAAUUGCUGGAGCAGGUCUUGAUGUGUUUGAGAAUGAGCCUGCUGUACCGCAAGAACUGUUUACUUUAGAUAAUGUUGUAUUGUCACCACAUCUUGCUGUCCUGACCCCUGAAUCUUUUGCGGCUCUGCAGGAAGUGAUCCUAGGAAAUUUGAUGGCUUUUUUCUCAAAUAAACCUGUGCUGUCGCAGGUCCAGCUUGAGUGAAAGCACUCUUGAUUCUCAAACCAAGACCACAAAUUUGUAGUUGUAUUGUUAUUGUAACAAUAAAGACCUCAAUAUUAGAUAUAGAUCAAUUAUUUGUAGAUUGGCCUGACCAAUCAGAAUGUUGAAUAGUGGAAAACUCAAAGCUCUUGUUACUUGUGCACUUGUUAUAAUCGGGCCACUUUACAAAAGUGAAGGCUCAAUCAUUGAUGGUUCGAACUGGACUUGAAUAAGAUGAUCACCAUUUUAGUCACAAAGUUUCAGAUUGGCUUGUAAUUCAGUGAUGUUGCUGAUAGAAGAUAUAUAAGAGGCAUGAAGUCCAUCCAA
This is a messenger RNA of Mangifera indica (mango), 1405 nucleotides long. Its product is annotated as glyoxylate/hydroxypyruvate reductase HPR3. Gene Ontology annotation, molecular function: hydroxypyruvate reductase [NAD(P)H] activity; glyoxylate reductase (NADPH) activity; NAD binding. The record is from RefSeq and is a predicted model, not a curated record. Lineage: Eukaryota; Viridiplantae; Streptophyta; Magnoliopsida; Sapindales; Anacardiaceae. The transcript has 2 exons. The coding region runs from base 89 to 1081 and encodes 330 amino acids. Gene Ontology annotation, cellular component: cytosol.